UACAGAGAUCUGUACGUGAAUCACUCAGGGCAGGUGAGGAGGUGUGAUCGGCUAAGGCACUGGAGCAGCUCGGCUCCGCCUCCUUGACACUUGGACUAGAAAAUUCUAAAGCGAUUUUUUUAAGUUUGGCAUAUCUUUAACAUAUCUUAUAAAAUCAGUACGACAUUUUGGACCUAUUUAGAUCAAAUGAUGAGUUUCAUUCUGCUAUAUUUGGAGACUGGAAGGAACAUGAGGACAAUUAUUAACAACCACGGAGGGGGCACUUUGACUUAUGUAAACCUUUAUGUUGUUCUUGUGUAUAUGUGUUCUUCUUAUCGUGUGUAAUUGAUAGGAACAUACGUCAAACAAGGGUAAAACAUGUUUACCUGUGAGAAUUUCCAGAAUAUCAUCACCUGGCUUCAUAUAUCACACAGGAGAGUCACAGGUGGUCAUUUAGGAGCACAAAAUAUUACGUAACUUACAGUAUAAAAGAGCAAGACCAAGAAUUCUGAUUGUCACAUACAUAGCAGGCAGGAUGAAGCUCCUUCUUCUGCUGGUGGCUGUCGGGCUAUGCUCCGCUCAGUACAAUCCCAACACCAGGUCAGGACGGACAUCAAUUGUCCACUUAUUUGAGUGGAGAUGGGACGACAUUGCAGCAGAGUGUGAACGGUACCUGGGACCCAAUGGAUUUGGAGGAGUCCAGAUUUCUCCACCAAAUGAUCAUAUCCUUGUGUCCAACCCAUGGAGACCAUGGUAUCAGAGAUACCAGCCUAUCAGCUAUAAGCUGUGCUCUCGUUCUGGUAAUGAGCAACAAUUCAGAGACAUGGUGACCAGAUGCAACAAUGUUGGGGUAUAUAUCUACGUGGACGCCAUCAUCAAUCACAUGUGUGGCUCCGGAGGCGGUUCCGGCACACAUUCGUCUUGUGGAAGCUAUUUCAAUGCUGGCGCAAGAGAUUUCCCUUCUGUUCCGUUUUCUGGAUGGGACUUUAAUGAUGGAAAGUGCACAACUGGCAGUGGAGAAAUCGAGAACUACGGUGACGCUAACCAGGUCAGAAACUGCCGUCUUGUUGGUCUUCUGGAUCUUUCUUUGGAGAAGGAUUAUGUCCGUGGAAAGAUUGUGGGAUUCUUGAACACUCUCAUUGACAUCGGUGUAGCUGGAUUUAGAUUUGAUGCUGCCAAACAUAUGUGGCCCGGAGACCUGAAGGCUAUCACUGACAGGCUGAACAAUCUCAACACCCGAUGGUUUGCCGGUGGUACCAGACCCUUUAUCUUCCAGGAGGUGAUUGAUCUUGGAGGUGAAGCCAUUUCAUCCAGUCAAUACUUUGGAGUUGGAAGAGUCACAGAAUUUAAGUAUGGUGCUAAGCUUGGAUCAGUUAUCCGCAAGUGGAAUGGCGAGAAGUUGUCUUAUACAAAGAACUGGGGAGAAGGUUGGGGUUUUAUGCCCAAUGAUAGAGCCUUGGUCUUUAUAGACAACCAUGAUAACCAGAGAGGACACGGUGCAGGCGGAGCCUCAAUUCUCACCUUCUUUGAUGCUCGUCUCUACAAGAUGGGAGUUGGCUUCAUGUUGGCUCAUCCCUAUGGUUUCACCCGUGUCAUGUCCAGUUAUAGAUGGAAUAGGAACUGGGUCAAUGGCAAGGAUACCAAUGACUGGAUUGGACCACCAAGCAAUUCAGAUGGUUCUACAAAGUCUGUCACUAUCAAUGCUGAUUCCACUUGUGGUAAUGACUGGGUCUGUGAGCACAGAUGGCGUCAAAUUAAGAACAUGGUUAUUUUCCGUAAUGUGGUAAAUGGACAGCCCUUCUCCAACUGGUGGGACAAUGGAAGCAACCAAGUGGCAUUUGGCCGUGGAAAUAGAGGAUUCAUUGUCUUUAACAAUGAUGACUGGAACUUGGAUGCCACACUGAACACUGGCCUUCCAUCUGGAAACUACUGUGAUGUGAUCUCUGGACAAAAGGAGGGAACUCGCUGCACCGGUAGACAGAUCUAUGUAGACGGCAGUGGCAGAGCUCGCUUCCAGAUCAGCAACAACGAUGCAGAUCCCUUCGCAGCCAUUCAUGUUGAUGCCAAAUUAUAAUAUUUCAAUUUAAAAUCAUAGAUCUUCUGCAUCACAUGUGGUGAAGUGACCUCAAUGUUUCAAAUAUCUUGUGUCUCCAGAUACAUAGAUUCUGUUUUUUAGAACACUGAUUCACCCCAUGUGGAGGAGGAAAUCUCCUCAGUCUAU
This is a messenger RNA of Hyla sarda, 2200 nucleotides long. Its product is annotated as pancreatic alpha-amylase-like. Gene Ontology annotation, molecular function: alpha-amylase activity; cation binding. The transcript is spliced from 10 exons. NCBI's taxonomy places the organism in Eukaryota, Metazoa, Chordata, Amphibia, Anura, Hylidae. The record is from RefSeq and is a predicted model, not a curated record. The coding region runs from base 515 to 2053 and encodes 512 amino acids. Gene Ontology annotation, biological process: carbohydrate metabolic process.